Messenger RNA from Acipenser ruthenus (sterlet), 5830 nucleotides. Its product is annotated as actin-binding protein WASF3-like. Gene Ontology annotation, cellular component: lamellipodium; cytoskeleton; SCAR complex. NCBI's taxonomy places the organism in Eukaryota, Metazoa, Chordata, Actinopteri, Acipenseriformes, Acipenseridae. The transcript is spliced from 10 exons. Bases 279 to 1913 code for a protein of 544 amino acids. Gene Ontology annotation, molecular function: actin binding; Arp2/3 complex binding; protein kinase A regulatory subunit binding. The record is from RefSeq and is a predicted model, not a curated record. Gene Ontology annotation, biological process: positive regulation of Arp2/3 complex-mediated actin nucleation; actin cytoskeleton organization.
AUUGUGUUCCCUGCUUGCCUCCCGUGCACAGUCUGAGCUGGUAUACGACGAGAGCGACCCGCAUGCGCUUUGAGCUCACUGCAGAGAGCCAGGUUAAGCUAUCCUCCCAUUGAACACACACAUGCAGUAGAGCGCACCGAGCAGCAACUGCAUCCAUUCCCUGAGCAGUCUGACCAUGAAAAGAAUGGGGAGCGACCUCUUCCAACAGUCGGAUCUGUAAUGCUUUGCUAUUAAAUAAAUCACUGCAGGACACUGUGUAGUCGGGGCUGCGUGGCACGAUGCCUCUUGUGAAGAGGAAUAUCGAACCGCGUCACCUGUGCAGGGGGGCGCUGCCAAAUGGGGUCACUAGUGAGCUGGAGUGUGUCACUAACAGCACUCUGGCUGCCAUCAUCAAGCAACUGGGCAGCCUCAGUAGACAUGCUGAAGAUAUAUUUGGGGAGCUUUUCAAUGAAGCAAACAGCUUCUGCAUGAGGAUGAAUAAUCUUCAGGACAGGGUCGACCUCCUGGCUGUUAAAGUCACUCAGCUUGACUCCACCGUGGAAGAAGUUUCACUUCAGGACAUCAACAUGAGGAAAGCGUUUAAGAGUUCCACAGUCCAGGACCAGCAGGUGGUCUCGCGGGCCUCUAUUCCCAACCCGGUGAUGGAGAUAUACCAGCGUUGUGACAAGCCUCCUCCACUCAAUAUCCUCAGCCCAUACAGAGAUGACAAGAAAGACGGCCUGAAGUUUUACACAGAUCCUUCAUACUUCUUCAACCUGUGGAAGGAGAAGAUGCUGCAGGCCACAGAAGACAAGAGGAAGGAAAAACGGAGACAGAAGACAGGCAGCCAGCCCACCGCAGAGCCAGUUAGGCCCAAAUCCAGGCUGAUCCAACUGCAGCCUGGCAGCCAGCCCACAGCCACCCCGUCCAGAAGCACCCUAUACAGCCCAGAGCAGAAGCAGGUGGAGGACCCGAGCCGAGAAGUGAGGAAGGUGCGCAAGGCGAGAAACCGUCGCGAUGUGUGGAACCUGAUGGCGUACGACAAGGAGUUCCGGCCCGAUAACAGGUUCUCCCCCUCUCCGUACCACGCUGUGUCUUCUGAGGGCUUGCUCUCUCCAGACAACAGGUCUGCGGCCUCUGAUGCAGAGCACUCCUACCCUGCUAGUCCGAACCACCCCUCCCAGCAGGUGAGUGCGUCCAGCUCCUACUCCACCGGCGACAGCAAGGAGCUGCUGGCGGCCCCAGUGCAGACCCAGUCACUGGACCGUGCAUACAGGGGCCCGGCCACCACAGCAGGCAGGCAGAGCUCUCUUGGCAGGGUGCAGCAGCCCCACGUGCCCCUGCCCCCCGACCCAGCACUCAACGGACCGCGGCCUCCCACAGCCAAGGACUACAGUGCCAAGCAGAUCCCGGAAUACUUUGUGCCCCCAGCUCCUCCUCCCCCUCCCCCUGUCAUUCCCUCAGCGCAGACCGCUUUCGACAGUCCAGCUGCCCCCCCUGCCCCUCUGCCCCCGAGUACUGUCACUGCGGUGUCUCGACCGUACUCCCCCUCCCCCCCUCCGGCCCCCCCUAUCUCUUUCCCUCCUCCCCCGCCUCAGCCCCCUUCUGGUGGCCCUCCUGUGGCCCCUCCUCCUCCCCCUCCGGGCCCCCCCACACCCCCCCCCUCCACUGCCCACACCGCCUCGCCCUCGGCAGCGCAGGACUCACGGAAGUCUCAGAUUCCACUCGUCCCCAUGAGCGACGCGCGCAGCGACCUCCUCGCAGCCAUUCGCAGAGGUAUUCAGCUUCGAAAAGUUCAAGAGCAGAGGGAGCAGGAGGCGAAGAAGGAGCCGGUGGCGAACGAUGUGGCCACCAUCUUGUCACGCCGCAUCGCGGUGGAGUACAGCGAAUCAGACGACGACUCGGAGCUGGAUGAGAAUGAGUGGUCUGAUUGAGACAGCAGGGACCAGGGCUUCAAACCAGGCCUCGGGGCUGCCACUGCCCUAGUCAGCAACCUUCUGAGAACUGUCAGUUCAAAUGCAGUUUUCAAAUACAUAUGUAAGGCGUUGCGGGGUGUCAUUGUGGGAGCGUUUGUCAGAGCAUAUACAAAAUGACAAUAACGACAAGACCAGAAUGCUAAAUUCUUAACGGCAGAUCAACUUCUUUUUUGCCAGAAAGACAAUCAAUGCUAAAUUGCACCGACUCAAGUACACUGAAGAAGCCGAAACAUUUGCCUACCUGACUUAGCUUCUUGUAGUUUUACCUUGAGAAUUUUGAUUGACUGUUUUCAAAUCAUGGAUGAUUGCUUUCAGAAGCGCGGAAGGUUUGUGUUUCAGCCACUUGCAAUCGAGAAACCUGAAUGCCUGAGUUGAAGCCCUGUGGGAUGAUAAGUCUGAAUAUAUGCUAGGCAGGCAUGAGACCUUUCUGAUUUUACUUUCUUGUAUACCGAGGUGUAUUAUAAAGUCAAAUAAGCUCAUGCAGUCUUGUCCCCACACAGAUCUAGCCGUGGAUACAUACCAGGUCAGCUGGUCACUCGCUCACCACAAAAUAAACCGAGCUGCUGAACAGCCAAGCGGAACAAAGAACAGGGUAACUUAGUACAAUCAAUGAAGCAUUUAUUCCUGCAAGCUUAUCUGUGUAUAACUAUAGUCAUACAAAUAGCCCAGUGCUGUACGUAACGGCUGAUGUUGAAUUACUGUAAUAGUAAGCAUUUGUUCAAGGUAAUAAUGAAUAAUUAAAAGGAGACUGUUUUUAAUGUACAGUGCGCACCAAACUGUGUCAUGUAAGUGCAUGAUUUCGUAGUGGACUGAUGGUUGGAUUAACAUUGUGAAGCUAGCACAGAAAUGAACUGUUACAUGGAAAAAAACACACAUGCUGUCUGUUCUUUUAAUUUAGAGCUUUCUUAAGGGAAAUCUGCAGUUUUAUUAAGGAAUAAACUCCUGUGUUUGUAGGACUACUGAUAAUAACCAAGGCUUUCAAAUAAAUGUUCAUACUUUAUAUUAGUAUGAUCUACCUUAUCACUUCCCCCUUCCAUUGUGUUGACGAGAUUUUUUUUUUAUUUUUAUCAUACAUUUCUGUUUCCUGGUAAUCACAGCUAUGUAGUUAUUUCAAUUUUAAUGACAUAGACUAAAACCCGCUGGUGUUUCCUGGUACCUAAUCACUUCCUGUUCUGUGGGUCACAUGAUCUCAUUACAGGAUUCUAUUGGCACAGCUGGAUUCUGAAACCGAGAAAAUUAUUAGAAUUUAAUAUUGUUCAAAACGUUUACAGUUAUAUCAGCAGUAAAUAUCUGACAUUUAUUUUGUGCUUUUGAAUUGAACUUAAGAAAUUCUUAUUGAAUAAAUAAAUAUCCACCAAACUGAUUUUUAUUUUAAAAACUACAAGGAUAAAACAGAUCAUACAAGGAAGUACGUGUAACUAAUACAUUCCUUGGAAGAAACAAGUACACAGUGUUACCCACCCAUACUCAUUGUAUAUAUAUAUAUAUUAUAAAUGUCUAUUUUUCAUGAAAAGAAAGUUAUUUUGCCUGCACCCACUUCUCAUAACCUGUUAUUACAUGCUCUUCCUGUAUUAGUCUGCUUCAUCUUUACUGCGCAGUAACAUUUCACACGAAUACACCACAUAAGCACUGGACAUAAUCACCAACAUCAGUGUUAUGAAAAGUGUACAGAACAUUCCACUGCUGGUUAAAGAAUAAAAUAUGUUUGAAUAUAAAACAAAUUUGAGCAAUCUGUCCUACUACACAUGGGGGGAAAAAACCCCAAAGUUGUUGUAUUUGCUUGUAUCUUUUGAUGCAUUUGCAGUAGCAGAUGAAAAGCUGCAGUAUUGUGUAUUCAGAGGUGCCGUAUCCCUUUCAUCUGUAAACGUUAUGUUAAAUUCAGAAGCCUUUGAAUUGGUGAGAUUUUGAAGGAACCCUUACAAAAACAAUCCUUAAAGAGUCCUACAUAAUGUUUAGAUUGUGUUAUUAUACAGUAAAAGAGUGCUUUAAGGUCAGUGAAACGGCCGCCUCACCUUGACUGGCCUGUAUAGCGAGUUUUGGUGUUUGACUCUUUCUGUAGUAAUCAUGGGAAUUCUAUAGGGCAAAGGACAGGAUUCCUGUUACAAUUACCAUAGAUUAUUCAGUAAAUAAAGUCCUAAAGAGGAGUAGUGUAAACAUGUGCAGCAUAUUCCUGGUUUCUGAGAAAUCAUGGGAAAUCGUACCCGUUCAACUCUUUUGCAUAGAAGCAGGUGCAGCCAACAAAGUUGAAAGGUCACAGUGUCACGUGACUUCAAGAACCAGGAACCAAAUUAUUGGCUUGCAAAUAAAAUGGGGUUUAUAGUAUCAGGAUCUUGAAAGGGUUUAUUUUGUAAGGGAAACAGGAAUUUGAAAAGGCUACUGACGAGUUAGUUGGCUUGUUUCUUGUGAGUUUUCCCCCUACUGUUUUAGUUGAGAAUUCACAAUAUAUCCCUUGCAUUUCAGGUGAAUUCAGGAGAGUUUUCCAAAAGCAUUACACACAGUUGCCUCUGAUUACUAUUUCACUACCGUACAGCACAGCAUGCCACUAGCAGCCAUCACAUUUACACAGGGUGCUUAUGAAGUCACUUGUGGGCUAAACUGCAAUAGAGGUGAACGGCUGUUAGUUACCACAUAAGAAGAUAAGAAAAGUUGCAAAAGAGUGGAAGCCAUUCAGCCCAUAAGUGCACAUCCGGUUCCUAUUAAAGGAAUGAUAGCAGAACUUUGUCUAGCCAGCUUUUAAAGCAAUUGUAGCUCACAAAAUAGUUCCAUGAAAUGUCUCGCAUCCAUUCAUCUAAUGUGCAGUUUUGAAAGAAAGCCAUGUUUUAGUAAACAUCUAUUUUCAUUUUAAAACAUGCUAUCUGGUUGAAGGUUAGAGGUUAAAGAAAUCUCAGUUUUACAAGCCAUGCUUUUAGAUUGUCUUGCACGUUCUGUGACUUUUUGCUUAGAGGGUGAAAUUCUCCCCACCCCUUUACUGGCUUCUUUUCUAGCCAAUAAGAAAUCAGCUGCUUCCCCUAUUGACUGACAUGCUUUCAGUAACAUGACCCAGAAGACACUGCUGUGGUGGAAUGAUCCACAAGAGGAAGCAGAUUACCCAAGAAUAAGGUAUACAAAAGAGCUUCCAAAUAUCAUGUUUAAACAUGCUAGAAUAUGUGUUUCUUUCAAAACUGCACAUUUGAGAUCUGUGUAGUUAGUGAUAGUGCAAAAUGCUGGAUUAGUACACUUUUGACUAUAUAACCAAGCAUUCUGAUUCUCUUUUUAAUUGCUUCCCCACACUGCCUGGUUGCUGACAGCGACAAGUCUACUUGUAUAUACUGCAGCAGCAAGUUAAUGCAACUUAGUGUUCAUUAGCACCCCCUAUGGGUUACAAUUGUGGUGUGUAAAUCCUACCUGCCAAAUCUUAUUCCUCAGUAAAUACACUUCAUCCAGCACUGCUGUUCAGACCCAAUAACCACCCUGCAUGUUAAAUGAUGUGGCUGUGGGGCUUUUCAAGGUGAAGGUUGCUAGAGUUUUCUGUAUUGAACGUUCUUAUCUGAUGUGCUGUUGAAACGGUUCUUUCUUGAGGCUGAAGAAAAGGGACACAGCAGCUUUCAGGUAUACUGUAAGUUCUAAUGAAUAUGUAUGUAUGGCCUGCAGUUUAUAAUAACUCAAUAUAUGUCUUGUUAAAGGAACUGUUGUAUACAUUUUUGGUAAAACUGCUUGUAAGUAUUUUUGGUUAUCUAUAUAAAGUGGUAUAAUGUAUAUGUGUGUCUGUGUGUGUGUGUGUAUAUAUAUAUAUAUAUAUAUAUAUAUAUAUAUAUAUAUAUAUAUAUACACCAUGUGGAACAUAAAUGUGGGCAGAUAUGCAUGUAGAAAUAGAUAAUAAAAUACUUUUAUGGAAA